Psilocybe cubensis is the source of this 1332-nucleotide messenger RNA. RefSeq lists its product as uncharacterized. NCBI's taxonomy places the organism in Eukaryota, Fungi, Basidiomycota, Agaricomycetes, Agaricales, Agrocybaceae. Gene Ontology annotation, molecular function: protein serine/threonine phosphatase activity. Bases 1 to 1332 code for a protein of 443 amino acids. The record is from RefSeq and is a predicted model, not a curated record. Gene Ontology annotation, cellular component: cytoplasm; nucleus. The transcript is spliced from 7 exons.
AUGGCGGACACAGCGACAGAGAUCGAUCUUGACUCGGUCAUCGACAGACUUUUGGAAGGUGAGCUGGCAUGGUCCUAUCUCUGCUCUGGGAAAACGGAGGCUGUUGGACGGGUUGGAUGUGAGGAAGGCUUGGGCAGAUGUUGCCUGUCGACUGUCGGAGUCGCAGGCCAGUGGGAUAUCUCGGCCUCAUUGCAGUACCCCAUCGUGUGGCUGUUCCAGACUCAUGUCGCACGCGAUGAUUCACCACCUACCAAAACCUUCCCCGCAAAAUCGAAUGUCCAUCCUCAAACGUUGCAUGGACUACUCAUCUCUGUCCCCAUCGCCAAAAUUGCUCGGCUUUUGUUGGCUCGAAAGGCACUCCAUCAUCGUCGCCAUCAUCAAACAGUCAUAAUGCGUGGCAACCGACCUGGAAAGCCUGUCCAGCUGGCAGAAUAUGAAAUCAAGUACUUGUGCACAAAAGCUCGGGAAAUCUUCAUUAACCAGCCUAUCUUGCUCGAGUUGGAAGCUCCUAUCAAGAUUUGCGGUGACAUUCAUGGCCAGUAUUACGACCUUUUACGGCUCUUUGAGUACGGCGGCUUCCCGCCAGAAGCAAACUAUCUGUUCCUUGGGGACUAUGUAGACAGAGGGAAACAGUCUCUGGAGACAAUCUGCCUUCUCCUCGCCUACAAGAUCAAAUAUCCCGAAAAUUUCUUCAUCCUCAGAGGAAACCACGAAUGCGCCAGUAUCAACAGGAUAUACGGCUUUUACGACGAAUGCAAACGCCGCUACAACAUUAAAUUAUGGAAAACAUUUACAGAUUGUUUCAACUGUCUGCCUAUUGCUGCCAUCAUCGACGAGAAGAUCUUCACAAUGCACGGUGGUCUGAGUCCCGACCUGCAGUCUAUGGAGCAAAUACGAAGAGUUAUGCGACCAACAGAUGUUCCGGAUACUGGACUUCUUUGCGAUCUACUGUGGUCGGAUCCCGAUAAGGAUAUCACAGGAUGGUCGGAAAACGACAGAGGAGUGUCAUUUACAUUUGGGCCAGAUGUCGUUUCACGCUUCCUCCAAAAGCACGACAUGGACUUGAUAUGUCGGGCACAUCAAGUCGUCGAGGACGGCUACGAGUUCUUCGCCAAAAGGCAUUUGGUAACGCUGUUCUCAGCCCCAAAUUACUGUGGAGAGUUUGACAAUGCGGGUGCAAUGAUGAGUGUGGAUGAGACACUACUGUGUUCCUUCCAGAUUCUAAAGCCCGCUGAGAAGAAGGCCAAGUAUCCAUACGGAGGUAUCAACAUGGGAGGACGUGGGCCGGUAACACCACCACGCAAACCUAAGAAGAGCAACAAGAUGGGCUGA